AUGCUAGACACAGCUAGCAAUGGGAACUUCCUCAACCAGGAUGUAGAUGAUGGCUGGCAACUUGUGGAGAACAUAGCUAACUCAAAUGGAAGCUAUGGAGAAGAGUAUGAUCGCACCAACCGGAGCUCGACCCACCACUCGAUCGAGUCAGACGAAAAGUUGAGAAAAGAUGUUAAGGCAUUGAAUGAGAAGUUGGAUAAGCUGAUCCUAGCUCAGUCCACAAUGAAGAAAGUCAACUUUGUGUCUGCUGAGGAGAUGGAACCAGUCCAAGAAGGGGAGGAUACACAAUUUGCUGAGGUGUGCUACAUGAGCAAUGGGCAAGGAGGUUACAACAAAGGAUACUAUAAUUACAAGUCCAACCCUGCCAUGUCAUACCGCAACACUGAUGUUGCUAACCCUCAGGACCAAGUAUAUCCUCAACAACAAGCAGCUCGAUCGAGUCAGGUGCCACAACAUGGGCUUCCCCACCAACCGCCCCAGCCUGCACCUUCACAAGAGAAUGAGCUCAAGGCAAUGCUAAAGCAACUACUUCAAGGGCAAGCUGAUGGGGUAGUGGACACAAGCAAGAAGCUAGCUGAAAUAAACUCUAAGAUCGAGAACCUCAACACAAGGGUUUACUCUCUGGAGAAUCAUGCUUCUUCUGUUGCUGCUGCUACAAAGCAAGGACAACUACCUGGUAAAGCUAUUCAGAACCCCAAGGAACAGUGCAAGGUCAUCUUCACUCAAGAAGGACUUGUUGAAGAAGAGGAUCAAGAAAGGGUCAUUGAAGAUUUUUGUUUACUGCUGAAUGAUGAAGAGAUUGUUGCUGCUGAGGCUCCUGGAGUCCAGAUUGAUCAACCAGAAGUGCAUGCACCUACUGUGGCCAUUCACACUUCACCAGUUGAGCUCGCACGACAAGCUCGAUCGGCAGCUCGAUCGAGUCCAACUCUAGCUCGAUCGAGUCCGACCUCUUCUGUCCGAAGCCUGUUUUGCUUGAUCCUUACCAACCGGUUGCCGCUUCCUCGUCUCGCCUACUUAGUCAAGGUCACAAGGAAGUGA
This is a messenger RNA of Microthlaspi erraticum, 1038 nucleotides long. NCBI's taxonomy places the organism in Eukaryota, Viridiplantae, Streptophyta, Magnoliopsida, Brassicales, Brassicaceae. The record is from the annotation of a GenBank genome assembly.